UUCCAGGUUGCGGCAGCCAGUGGUCACACUGUGGUGUUAGUAGACCAGUCAGACGAAAUCCUUAAGAAGUCUACAAAAGGAAUUGAAGAAAGUUUGAAGAGAGUGACAAAGAAGAAGUUUGCGGAUAAGCCUGAGGCUGGUGCCGAGUUCAUUGAGAAGACCUUAAAGAACCUCACAACAAGCACAGAUGCAGUAGCAGUGGUCCACAGCACAGAUUUGGUGAUAGAAGCCAUUGUUGAGAACCAGGAAAUAAAAAAUGAACUCUUCAAGAGGCUGGAUAAGUUUGCUCCAGAGCAUACAAUAUUUGCAAGCAACACUUCAUCGUUGCAAAUCACACAGUUGGCUAAUUCAACCACCAGGCAGGACCGAUUUGGUGGUCUCCAUUUCUUCAAUCCCGUGCCUAUGAUGAAGCUCGUGGAGGUCAUCAAGACUCCAAUGACCAGCCAAAAAACUUUUGAAUCACUUGUGGAUUUCAGUAAAGCAGUAGGAAAGAGUCCUGUCAGUUGUAAGGAUACUCCAGGGUUUAUUGUGAACCGUCUCUUGGUGCCAUAUAUGAUGGAAGCUGUUCGACUCUUUGAGAGAGGUACUUGAUGGGACAU
Messenger RNA from Nestor notabilis (Kea), 599 nucleotides. RefSeq names its product hydroxyacyl-CoA dehydrogenase (gene HADH). The transcript has 5 exons. Gene Ontology annotation, cellular component: mitochondrion. The annotation marks the transcript as partial. Gene Ontology annotation, biological process: fatty acid beta-oxidation. The record is from RefSeq and is a predicted model, not a curated record. NCBI's taxonomy places the organism in Eukaryota, Metazoa, Chordata, Aves, Psittaciformes, Psittacidae. Gene Ontology annotation, molecular function: NAD+ binding; (3S)-3-hydroxyacyl-CoA dehydrogenase (NAD+) activity.